AUGGCGGAACUCAUUCGUAAUCCAGAUAAACUGAAACAAAUCCAAGUGGAACUGGAUGAUAGCGUGGGUCGCCAUAGAAGAGUGGAAGAAUCUGACAUAAACCAUCUGCCUUAUCUCCAUGCAGUGGUGAAAGAAGUUCUUCGACUUUAUCCAGUGGGUCCUCUUAUGAUCCCUCACAGAGCCUCCAUGUUUUGUGAAAUAGAGGGAUUUUUGAUCCCCAAAGACACGGAGGUUUUGGUUAACGUGUGGGCACUGGGAAGGGAUCCUACAGUCUGGAAGGAGCAUUCCAAAUUUAUGCCACAGAGAUUUUUGGAGGGUGAUAAGUUUAAGGACAUUAAGGGCAAGAUUUUGAGCUCAUACCAUUUGGAGCAGGGCGAAGAAUAUGCCUGGGGCUUCCUCUGGCUGAUAAAAUGCUUCAUUUGA
Messenger RNA from Cryptomeria japonica (Japanese cedar), 423 nucleotides. RefSeq names its product cytochrome P450 76C4-like. The coding region runs from base 1 to 423 and encodes 140 amino acids. The record is from RefSeq and is a predicted model, not a curated record. NCBI's taxonomy places the organism in Eukaryota, Viridiplantae, Streptophyta, Pinopsida, Cupressales, Cupressaceae. The transcript has a single exon. Gene Ontology annotation, molecular function: heme binding; iron ion binding; monooxygenase activity.